This is a messenger RNA of Punctularia strigosozonata HHB-11173 SS5, 1882 nucleotides long. RefSeq lists its product as uncharacterized. The record is from RefSeq and is a predicted model, not a curated record. The transcript is spliced from 12 exons. The annotation marks the transcript as partial. Lineage: Eukaryota; Fungi; Basidiomycota; Agaricomycetes; Corticiales; Punctulariaceae.
GCCGCUCGUCCGACAAGGAGCAGGUCGAAACUCCGUACAUCAUCGUCCAACGCUGCGCACUUCUUGUUCAAAAGCAACCUACCGCGACGAUACGCCUCAGCUCGUCCUCCGCCCGGGUUCCAGCACGUGCAGAAAAGACACAUGUUUGGAAUCGGAGAAAUAGUGAACGUCCUGGCCAAUCCUGGUGAAGCCGUCCGCUCUCUCACCGAGUCUAGACGAUUGCUGGAAGAGGCAAGGCAAGAAAUUCGGGAGAACCGCGAGCGAGCACAACUCCGGCCCGCACACACAUUCUCCCCGCUACCUGGUUUCUUUCCGCGCCCUGCGGAGACGCGCGCGCUCGAAUGCAUUCUCGAGGGCGACCCGAGCUUUACCGUGCUCUUUGGCGCCAGUUCAGUCGGGAAGACAGCAUUGUUGCGUGAGGUCCUCUCCCGCGACGAUUAUCAUGUUUUGCACUUCGAUCUCCGAAUCGCCGGCUUCGCGGAUUUGGCGAGCUUGUACAUGAGCCUCAGCCAACAGAUGGAACUUUACUUUGAGGCCAUUGGCCAAUCGAUGCCAGGGUACGAAGAGUUUGAGAAGGAGGCCUGGGCUUUUAAGCAUGACAGGCUCAAUGUAGAACGGAAGCUUGCUGAAGUGAAAGCUGAUCGGUCCUUUGGUGCUGGGAGCAUCAAGACUAGUGACAUCGCUCGGUUAAUGGAGCUAUUUCAGAGUUCCUUGCUCAAGUAUUGGGUAUUUCGGCCGCAGGGAGAGGAAGAAGCGGAUGUAACUCUACAGAAGCAGAAAUCUGACACGUUACACCCCGAGGCUCAACGAGGUGGUACCGUACGGCGUGUUGAGACCGGCUCAGAAUUGACGCACGUUGAGCGCGAGGUGGAUGCGACACACCCUCCAGCGUCCGAUCCUGCCCAUGCUUUGCCAAUGCAGAUCCCGCCGUCCCAUCGCAAAUGGACCGGAAAACUAUUCAGCAGUCGCGUGGAUCUGCAAGAAGAAGAGGAAGCAACGAAGGGGGAAGAGGAACGGAGGAUACCGAAACAGCACCAAACCGCAAACGAGGGCGAGGAGGGAGAACGGAAGAACGUACGGAAGAAGGUUCCGGUGAUAUUCUUUGAUGAAGCGCAUAAGUUACCAGCACUCAUUCGCUCAACCGAGGCGAUGAAGUGCAUCCUCGACUCAAUGCUCGUGCUUACGAAACAGGACCGAUUGUGCCAUGUUAUACAUGCCACUAGUGAUCCGUUUUACCAAACAUGGCUGAGGCAGCUGAAUGUUAUGCAGCACUGUAAGAUAAUCACUUUCGGGGACUGCUCCAAAAUCGAGACGAAAUCCUUCUUUGUCGAAAGGCUGUUGCCGCGCGUGCCGGAGAAACUGAGGCAAGGGUUAAGUUUCGAUGAUUUGUUUGAUGCCUUUGGAGGCAAACUGGCGCACUGGACUGACUAUGUGACGGAUUACGUGAACGCUAAUGGACGCCUCGAUGUGGAGCACAGCUCGCAUUUUGUGCAGGCGCACGCAUUGCUUAACCUGCACCUCCUCCACGCGUCCCAGGCAGGGCCCUCCGAUUCUCAGCACGAUUUCAGCCGCCAGGCGCCCGGUGGUGGUUUUCGGAUAUAUUCGCCUCUGGCGAUGACAAAUCCUCACGCGGCAGCUGCCAGUGCGGAGGACACGAGCGAAUUUAUGGAGGCACCGGGGUACAUGUCGGAUUUUGACGAUAGGUCGCUCUUGAAGGUGAUGAGCAGGCUGGCGCGCGCAGAUAAGGAAGUCGAGCUGUGGAUCGGGUACUUUGGGUUGUGCAGAGAGAUGGGGGUGAGGGCGGUCGACGGUAUGGUGAAAGGGAGGAUUCUCGAACUGCGAUGGACGGAUACUGUGACGCGCGAGGGCUCGACCGAAUCAG